Molecule: messenger RNA, 2457 nt
Organism: Ictidomys tridecemlineatus (thirteen-lined ground squirrel)
Lineage: Eukaryota; Metazoa; Chordata; Mammalia; Rodentia; Sciuridae
Source: RefSeq, a predicted model, not a curated record
AUGGCGAAUCCGCCCCAGAGCCUGGAACGCAGCGCGCUGGUGCUGCUGUGUAUUUUCCUGGGGACGCUGCGGGAAUCUGGAGCCGGACACGUCCGAUACUCUGUGCUAGAAGAGGUGGACAAAGGCUUCUUCGUGGGCAACAUCUCCAAGGACCUAGGGUUGGAGCCCCGGGAGCUGAUCGACCGCGGAGUCCGCAUCGUCUCCCCGGGGAAGACGCAGCUUUUCGCUCUGAAUCCGCGAGGUGGCAGCUUGAUCACCGCGGGUAGGAUAGACCGGGAGGAGCUCUGUGAAACGGUUUCCUCCUGCUUUUUAAAUAUGGAGAUUCUUGUGGAGGACACCCUGAAGAUUUAUGGAGUGGAGGUAGAAAUAAUGGAUGUUAAUGAUAAUGCUCCCAGCUUUCGGGAAGAGGAAAUAGAGAUAAAAGUCAGUGAGCACGCAGCUCCUGGAUCGAGAUUUCCUCUACCUAACGCUAGGGAUCCAGAUGUGGGAGUGAACUCUCUCCAGAGCUACCAACUCAGCCCCAAUAGUUACUUUUCCUUGCAAAUGAGAGGCGGAACUGAUGGGGCCAAGAAUCCGGAACUGGUGCUGGAGCGAGGUCUGGACCGGGAGAAAGAGGCGGCUCACCUCCUCCUCCUCACAGCCUUAGAUGGAGGCGAUCCCAUCCGCAAGGGCUCAGUUCCCAUUCGCGUGGUGGUCCUGGAUGUAAAUGACCACAUCCCAAAGUUUACUCAGUCUGUGUAUAGAGUGAGUGUUCCUGAAAACCUCAGCUCUGGAACUCGAGUGCUAGUGGUUAAUGCAACGGAUCCAGAUGAGGGUCUCAACGGGGAAGUGAUGUAUUCGUUCCAGAAUACAGAAAGCAAAGCUUCUGAAAUAUUCCAGUUGAAUUCUCAAACUGGCGAAGUUCUAGUACAAGGGCCUCUGGAUUUUGAAAAAUAUAGGUACUAUGAGAUGGAAAUUCAAGGCCAAGAUGGUGGCGGUUUCUUGACCACUGCUAAGAUGUUCGUUACAGUUUUGGAUGUGAAUGAUAAUGCUCCAGAAAUAACUAUCACCUCUUCUAUUGAUUCGGUGUUGGAAAAUUCGCCUCCAGGAACAGUAAUUGCUCUUCUAAAUGUGCAAGAUCAAGAUUCUGGAGAAAAUGGUCAGGUCUCCUGUUUCAUUCCUAACAAUCUCCCUUUUAAGUUAGAAAAAACUUAUGGAAAUUAUUACAAGUUAAUAACAAACAGCGAGCUGGACAGAGAACAAGUCCAGAGCUAUAACAUAACAUUGACAGCCAAAGACCAAGGAAGUCCAUCCCUAUCUACAGAAAUUCACCUCUUACUGAAUGUGGGAGACAAGAACGAUAACCCUCCAGUCUUCACUCACUCUUCUUACUCUACCUAUGUUUCUGAAAACAAUCCUAGAGGAUCCUCCAUUUUCUCAGUGACCGCUCUUGACCCAGAUAGCAAAGAGAAUGCCCAGGUCACUUAUUCUCUCACAGAAGACAUGAUCCAAGGGGCACCUCAGUCCUCCUAUGUAUCUAUCAACUCGGAUACUGGGGUGCUGUAUGCAUUGCGCUCUUUUGACUAUGAGCAGUUCCAAAACCUACAACUGAGAGUGACUGCAUGUGAUAGCGGGGACCCACCACUCAGCAGCAAUGUGUCAGUGAAUCUGUUCAUACUGGACCAGAAUGACAACAUUCCUGAGAUCUUGUAUCCCAUCCUCCCCACUGAUGGUUCCACUGGGGUGGAGUUAGCACCCCGAUCUGCAGAGCCUGGAUACCUGGUGACCAAAGUGGUGGCAGUGGAUAGAGACUCAGGACAGAAUGCUUGGCUGUCCUACCGCCUGCUCAAAACCAGCGAGCCUGGGCUCUUCACCGUGGGGCUGCACACAGGUGAGGUGCGCACUGCCCGGAACCUACUGGACAAAGAUGCACUCAAGCAGAGCCUCGUGGUGGCCGUCCAGGACCAUGGUCAACCUCCUCUCUCAGCCACUGUGACGCUCACAGUGGCAGUGGCUGACAGUAUCCCAGAAGUCCUGGCCGACUUGGGCAGUCUGGAGUCUUCCACCAACCCAGAUGAAUCAGGCCUCACACUCUACCUAGUUGUGGCCAUCACAGCGGUCUCCUGCAUCUUCCUCAUCUUUGUCAUUGUGUUGCUGGCACUCAGACUGAGGCACUGGCAUUCCUCACGUUUGCUCCAGGGAGCAGGCAGCAGGUUAGGGGGCACGCCCGCCUCUCACUUUGUGGGUGUUGAGGGGGUGCAUGCCUUCCUACAGACCUAUUCCCAUGAGGUGUCCCUCACUGCUGACUCUCGGAAGAGCCACUUGAUCUUCCCACAGCCCAACUAUGCAGACACGCUCAUCAGCCAGGAGAGCUGUGAGAAAAGCGAGCCUCUCUUGAUAGCUGAAGACUCAGCUACUGUUUUAGGCAAAUAUGACCCAACAAACAAUCAGGUGAGAUUUAUUCUACUCAAUUGUUAA